Molecule: messenger RNA, 1422 nt
Organism: Cuscuta epithymum
Lineage: Eukaryota; Viridiplantae; Streptophyta; Magnoliopsida; Solanales; Convolvulaceae
Source: the annotation of a GenBank genome assembly
UCCAAAAUUGGUGUGUUGGGUACACCCGCAUUUCUCAUUAAAAGAGGCUCCGUCGUUUUCUUAUUACCGUAGCGGAGACCCCCCCCCCCCCCCCCCCCCAGCAAACGGAGUGUAAAGCGCUCAGAAAAUGGCAGCAGCUUCCUUUACCGCCGCGUUGACCCCUACCUCCAAACCCUAUACUCUAAUCAAAGCUCCACAAUCUCCAGUAACAAUAAUCGGAUCCCACCAAUGGCGUCCAUCGCUUACCCUCAACAACAACACUUCCUUCCUCCCUCUCAAACCCCCCUUCACCCUUUCCCUCCGAUCCACCAAACCCCGCGCCAGAACCACCACAAUCACAUCCCUCUUCACCGGCAUAGUCGAAGAGAUCGGAGAAGUCCGGCACAUAGGCCACUCAGAUCCCGACAGUUUCGCCAUGAAAAUCGGGGCAAAGACCGUCCUCGAAGGCGUUCACCUCGGCGACAGCAUCGCCGUCAACGGGACUUGUUUGACCGUCACGGAAUUCGACGCCGGAUCGUCCGAAUUCUCGGUCGGAUUGGCACCGGAAACACUGCGGAAGACCUCACUGGGUGAACUGGAGCGCGGAUCUCGGGUCAAUCUGGAGAGGGCUUUGACGCCGAGUAGUCGCAUGGGAGGCCACUUCGUGCAGGGACACGUCGACGGGACCGGGGUAAUCGUCGGACUCGACAGAGAAGGAGACUCGUUAUGGGUGAAGGUGAAGACGACGAAGGAGAUUUUGAAGUUUGUAGUUCCCAAAGGGUUCAUAGCGGUGGACGGGACUAGCUUGACGGUGGUGGAUGUGUUUGAUGAUGAUCAGUGCUUCAGCUUCAUGUUGGUUGCUUAUACGCAGCAGAAUGUAGUGAUCCCAUCAAAGAAAAUCGGGCAGAAGGUGAAUUUGGAGGUGGAUAUACUGGGGAAGUAUGUACAGAGGCUGCUCAGCAGUGGAUUUGCUGCAGAUGCCAUCAAAUCUUCUGUGUCAAAUUGAUCUGAAAUGGUAGUUUCUUAAUGCAGAGCUAUAGUAAUUUAUUAUUGAAACAAAAUGGGAUGAAUGUCAUUGAUGCCAUCGUGGAAAACUGGAAAUUGUAGUGAAUGAAUGCGGAGAGCAUUUGAGCAUUUUUCAGUCUUGUGUAUUAUUUUGACACAGGGUUUGCAGUGAAUAUGAAUGCAGUAGAGCAUUUUUCAGUCUUGGAAAACUGGGAAUUCUCAGGGUUUACACAAAGAUUUUGAAAAACCCAAUGCCCUUCUCUUUUCCAAAAAACAUUACGCAUACACGUUUAUUAUUUGUUAAUGUUUUGGAUUUUCCAUUGUACAAGAUUAUAUUUAUGGAUUUUUUAUUUUUAGUCGAGUUUAAUGUUUUCUUUGACACACAAAUUAUUUAUGGAUUCUUUUUUUUUUGAAACCAAAUAACAUUAUCAUUAGCAA